AUGCAAGCUGCAACGCCUCCGCUUGUACUGCAGCGAACUGCUGUGGGGUUCACAUCCAUGUGGGCAUGGACUGCAGUGACGCAGCAACUGUUGGGGGGGCACUACUGGAAUGCAGAAGCCUACACUACUGAUCCUUGGUUAACCGUCAGGUACAGCGCCGAGAACGUGCCAGCUGUUGCGAGUGGAGUUGUGGUGGCAACUGGCUACGACACCGCCAACAUCAACAAACGUGCGAUGGUGAUCCAUGACUUCAAUGGUGGCCGCAUCGCUUGUGCACCAAUCCAGAUGCCGGUGAGCAGUGCUAUUGUUGCGAGCUGGAGCCCAUAUCCGGGAACAACCUACUCUGGAACCGUGGAUGGUGUCAUGUCUGUCAUCAGCUCGGAAGAUGCUAUGGGCACGCAGACGCUUUCGUGGAGUCUGACUGGGCUAGACCAGAAUUGUUCCAUGACCUGCACGGCGACCAACUGCUGUGGCGUGCACAUUCACGUUGGCACGGACUGCAGUGAUGCAACGACGAUUGGAGGUCAUUAUUGGGAUAGCAGCGACUAUAACACCGACCCUUGGUUGGUAAUCAUGUACAACUCCAGCAGCAGUGGCGGUGCUUUGGCCACUGAUGUGGCUGUGGCCACCGGGUUAAGUGCUGCAGAUGUUCUGGGGCGAGCCAUGGUGAUUCAUGACUUCACCGGAGCGCGCAUCGCCUGUGGCAUCAUCGGCCUGGCCAACGUGCCAAGCUUUAGCCCCUAUCCCACCUACACUGGCAGCUUGAUGACAGCAGGAAACAUGGCCGUGACCUCCUUGGAGGGCGUCCAAACACUGUCGUGGAUUCUCACUGCCGGUCUCGACACCCACUGUACGGGCACCUGCUCAGCCACGAACUGCUGUGGCGUGCACAUCCAUGCCGGCACAGAUUGCACUGAUGCCAGCACGGUGGGUGGCCACUACUACGACUCCAAUGCUCUAGCUUCGGAUCCAUGGUUGACCAUCACGUACGAUGCGAGCGAAAUGCCAUCGGUCAAGAAGGAUGUCAUGGUGACGACAGGCUUGAACACGGCUGAC
Durusdinium trenchii is the source of this 1056-nucleotide messenger RNA. The record is from the annotation of a GenBank genome assembly. NCBI's taxonomy places the organism in Eukaryota, Dinophyceae, Suessiales, Symbiodiniaceae.